Galeopterus variegatus (Sunda flying lemur) is the source of this 3448-nucleotide messenger RNA. It is a transcript of the gene DIPK2A, whose product is annotated as chromosome unknown open reading frame, human C3orf58. Lineage: Eukaryota; Metazoa; Chordata; Mammalia; Dermoptera; Cynocephalidae. Gene Ontology annotation, cellular component: COPI vesicle coat. The record is from RefSeq and is a predicted model, not a curated record. The transcript is spliced from 3 exons. The coding region runs from base 15 to 887 and encodes 290 amino acids. Gene Ontology annotation, biological process: regulation of phosphatidylinositol 3-kinase/protein kinase B signal transduction; cardiac muscle cell proliferation.
ACCUGCUCCAGGCCAUGCCGCGGACCGAGUUCGCGCGCCUCAACGGCGACGUGCGGCUGCUCACGCCCGAGGCGGUGGAGGGCUGGUCGGACCUGGUGCACUGCCCCUCGCAGCGCCUGCUCGACCGCCUGGUGCGCCGCUACGCCGAGACCAAGGACUCGGGCAGCUUCCUGCUCCGCAACCUCAAGGACUCGGAGCGCAUGCAGCUGCUGCUGACCCUGGCCUUCAACCCCGAGCCGCUGGUGCUACAGAGUUUUCCAUCUGAUGAAGGUUGGCCAUUUGCAAAGUACCUUGGAGCAUGUGGAAGAAUGGUGGCUGUAAAUUAUGUUGGAGAAGAACUGUGGAGUUACUUUAAUGCACCAUGGGAGAAACGAGUUGACCUCGCUUGGCAAUUAAUGGAGAUAGCAGAGCAGCUUACAAACAAUGAUUUUGAAUUUGCACUCUACCUCCUGGACGUCAGCUUUGACAAUUUUGCAGUUGGUCCUAGAGAUGGGAAGGUAAUCAUUGUGGAUGCUGAAAAUGUUUUGGUUGCGGACAAAAGAUUAAUUAGGCAAAAUAAACCUGAAAAUUGGGAUGUAUGGUAUGAAAGCAAAUUUGAUGACUGUGAUAAGGAGGCUUGCUUAUCAUUUUCAAAAGAAAUUCUUUGUGCUCGUGCCACUGUGGACCACAAUUAUUAUGCUGUUUGUCAGAACCUCUUAUCCAGACAUGCCACAUGGCGUGGCUCUUCUGGAGGACUCCUUCAUGAUCCACCAAGUGAAAUUGCCAAAGACGGCCGACUCGAGGCCUUGCUGGAUGAGUGUGCAAACCCAAAGAAGCGCUAUGGCAGGUUCCAGGCUGCCAAAGAACUGCGAGAAUAUUUAGCACAAUUAAGUAACAAUGUGAGGUAGUCUCUGAUGAACUUCUUUUUUUCCUUUUCUCCAUUUAAAUAGCACUGUCUAAAACUAAACCACCAAAAACUGUCUGGAAAAACGAAAUUUGGAAGUGUUACAUUCUGGGGAUGAUAAACUUGCACUGAUAGAUCUUAUGUUAACAUCCAUCAAAAUAAGACAUUACUUCAAAAAUCACAUGAUGCUUCUGCAAAUAAGUAUGUUCUUAUACUUUGGAGACUUGAGCUGUCAUUGACUGCUUGUGUGCACCCUACCCCCCACUCCCCAUCGCUAAGUGGAUUUAUGAAUAUUGUUAAGCUAUUGGAAAUGAGUCUGAUAGUUACAUUGGCUUGUGUAUCAAAGAGUAUUUGGUACUUAGUUUGCAUUACUAUCAUGAUUUUGUGAAUCUCUUGCAUUUACUUUGAAUAUCAAGUUAGAUUGGCCUGUUUUAUAGGCCUCUUUUUCCUUCUGAUGUGUAAGGGUUUUUUUUCCAUUUUUAUGUUUUUUAUUAAAUUUUACACAUUCAGGUUACUAUAGGUGUUCAUUUGAAUUUUGACUAGUUUUCAUUCAGUGCUAUGCGGUACAUAUUUACUGUUAGGGCAGGAUUCCCAGGUUUACUGUUUUUUUUAGAAAGCUGACUAUUUUAUUAUGUAAAUACUUUUUUUCACUACCGUCUGUGGUUUCACCAUUGCAUGAUGUCAUUUCAGGUUAUUUAUCAGUUACAUCCCUCUAUGCCAAUAAUUAUUAGUGUAUACUAAACAUGAAGUUUGGCAUAUGUUACAAAAUGUCAUUUUGUCCUUUACUCCUAAAGUCUUUAAGAAGAGUAUAUUAGCAAUCUACACCUUGAUAUUAAUUUUGGUUCAGGAAAAAAUAAAACCCAGUAUUUUAAAAAUGCUAACUAGUCUAAGAUAGUAAUGCAUAUGCCAAAGAAGUAUUAGACCUUAGUCCCAUGUUUAGAAUUUAAAAUAGAAUUGGUCUCCUACUUAUUCUUACUAUCCUACUUCCAAAAUUUUAGCUGUCAUUAUUAAAUUCAGAUUUCCCUAGUUAUUCUUUGAAGUUGAAAUUAAACUGCUGCUUUCAAGAAUAUGUAGAGAUAUCCUACCUUUUAUUCAUUGGUAGUUUUACAAAAUUAAAAUGGCAGUCAUGGGUUGAGUUUAAUCAGGCGUCAUAACCUUUUAUUUAUUGAUGGACUAGUAAGUUUUACUGUAAAGCAGACAGUUCAGCUGGUCUGCCCACCUUGGUCUUAUUUACCCAAUUGUUAAACAUCAGAACAUCAAAUUUAAGUAUGUGGAUAAAAAUGAACAAGUGUGUGAAAUUUGUGGGCUAUUUAAAAAAUGUUACAGUAUGUAAAUUGACUAUCACUAGCAUAGGUAAUAUUUUUCUGUUUGAAGUUAUUACUUUUGUUUAUAGCAAAGUUUGGUGUAGUAUACAGUAGUUAGUUCUAGACCUUAUUCUACAUCAGAAAGUGAUUAAAAUUUGUACAACCAAAGCCACAGGUUUUUUUAUUCAUUCAGCAACUAUUUAUUGAGCAUCAAUUCUGUGCCAGGUGUGUUACUCGCUGCUCCACACUGUCUGAACUUGACAUAUGGUUAAGUAACUUUACAGUGAUUAUCAAAUGUAGGGAUUUCUUAAGUUGAAAUAGUAUGACUUAAAUUAGGAUGAUACUUUUACGUUAUUUUACUGUUGUGAUGGAAAUUCUUCUUGUACCAUCUAAAUCUAGGUUGCUACAAAAAGAGGAUGACAAAAUCAGUGAAGUCAAUCCCAGUUAAAAAACUGGGAGGAAAAGGGUUAAGAGCUCUCCAUUAUAAAAUAGAUUGCAUUAUGUUAAUUUUUAUACAUCAGUACAUUGCACACACCAACUAGCCCUCAAUGAAAUAUAUAAAUGUUGGAAAUUUUACUAAGCUGACUUUUUACAACUUUGGAAAAUUUUCAAGGGAAGUAAAAUUAUUUGUCAAACAUUUGCCUCUUACUCAGAACUUCAAAUAAAAUACACAUUUUCAAAAUGGAGCACCUUUUAUAUUUGAUAAGUAUUCAUUACAAACCUUAGAAUGCCAGUGACAGAGGGGGUUGUCCUUGGUUUAGCAAACGUUUAUCUUGCUUUUUUGAAAGGGUGAUUGUGAUUGCAGAACAGGAAGUGAGAAAACACUGCCAGCAGUGAUUGCUACUUGAGGUAGUUUUUUAUAACUACCAUUACCGCCCCCAUGAGAUUAUGUGGAAUUUCUUUUAUCUUUGGAAAAGGUUGAGGAGAAGAUAGUAAAAGAAUUAAGAAUUUAAAAUUACAGGGAAAAAUAUGUAUGUGAAAAGCAAUAAAUAUUUUGUUCACUUUGCUAUCAAGAUAUUCACUAUCAGAUAUUUAUUAUACAGCAGCAAUUUAUAUUUUUAAUCAUUACCCAUUAAUAAACUCAGUAAAAUAUUUUUGAAUCAGACGUUUGGGGUUUGUAUGUGCAUUAAAAUUGUCUUUUGUACUGUAAGUUACUGUUUAAUUUGAAUAUUUUAUCAGAACUGUCUUCCUGUGCCUUUAUAAUAUAAAGUUGUUUUUACAACUUUUAAUGAUCUUAAUAAAGAACACUUUAAGAAUCACA